Messenger RNA from Exophiala oligosperma, 1943 nucleotides. Its product is annotated as asparagine-tRNA ligase, variant. Gene Ontology annotation, cellular component: mitochondrion. Gene Ontology annotation, biological process: asparaginyl-tRNA aminoacylation. The coding region runs from base 599 to 1816 and encodes 405 amino acids. The transcript is spliced from 2 exons. The record is from RefSeq and is a predicted model, not a curated record. Gene Ontology annotation, molecular function: ATP binding; nucleic acid binding; asparagine-tRNA ligase activity. NCBI's taxonomy places the organism in Eukaryota, Fungi, Ascomycota, Eurotiomycetes, Chaetothyriales, Herpotrichiellaceae.
GCUUCUAAGAGUCCCACUUGCAAUUGUGCCUGCGAAGACAGCCAGUGCAAGUCAAAAGCGGGAUGCUAUGGCGAUUUGAGAAGUCGCCAUGCCUCUCGCGAAACCUCCAAUGCUUGCAGAGACACGGCCUGGGAGCGAAAACAGUCAAACGUUCUUUCCACCAUACACGUCCUGUCCGUACCCCGACGAACGAAGCAACGUCGCCUCCUCUGCAGGCUGUCCGCCAUGCUACCCUUGUCGAUAAGAGCAAGUUGUACGAGGCUGGAUCAGACAACGCCAUAGUCAAGGUUGUAGGGCUAGUUCGCAGCGUGCGGAAGCAGAAAAAUGUUGCAUUUGCCCGGGUCGCAGACGGAUCUACACUGGGUAGUGUGCAAGCUGUCUUUCCUCAUCCCAACAUAGCAAAAGACAUCACGAAUGGGGCGUAUGUUUCGUUGAUUGGAAAAUGGGUGGCUUCACAAGGUGCCGGCCAGAGUCAUGAACUGCUGGUGCACGAGAUCGAGACUAUAGGAGAAAGCAACCCUUUGGUGAGUGUACAAGGAUGAUAAGGUGUCUCUGAUUGCUAAGGCUUGCGGAGGAAAACCCGAUCCAGAAGCAGUCUAUGACUGCUGAGUUCCUGCGCACCGUUCCUCAUCUUCGCAUGCGCACGGCUUUUCAAUCUCUCCUCGUUCGAGUCCGAAGUCAGUUGACUGCAGCGGUGUCUUCGCAUUUCAACAAUCGUUCCGAACCCGUCUACCAGGUCCAUCCUCCUCUGAUCACAUCUUCCGACUGCGAAGGCGCAGGCGAAGUCUUUACAAUAACCCCACGAAGCAAGGAGAUUCCAAGAUACAUUCCGCCCAACACGUCCAGGGAGCAGGAGAAACUGUACUUUCGAGAGCCAAAAUACCUCACAGUCUCCUCGCAGUUACAUCUCGAGGCUUAUUCGGCGCAGUUAGGAGACGUCUUUGCCCUAUCACCCACCUUCCGUGCUGAGGAGAGUGAUACGCCACGCCAUCUAGCAGAAUUUUAUAUGCUUGAAGCGGAACACCGAGGUAUCACGUUCGACGAUCUACUAGGAUGUGUACGGUCGCUGGUCGUGGAUUUGACGGAAUCACUUCAGUCACACCAAACAGGCAAAGAACUUCUGCAGUAUUACGAGGAUCAUAAACACCGUCCUGAUGAGGUCGAUUUCAUCGACCUUGAGGAACGAUGGAGCCGGCUCACAGGACCCUGGCAUACGGUGACUUAUACUGCGGCCAUUGAGGCUUUGAAGGAUGCUCAUGAAGCAAGUGGUCGAACACUGUUCGUCAACAGACCUCAUUGGGACUGGGGCUUGCAACUUGAGCACGAACGGUGGAUUGUUGAAAAUGUUGCGAAAGGCAAGCCGGUCUUUGUGACGCACUAUCCGAGGGCCAUCAAGCCCUUCUAUAUGCUGCCUUCAGCAAUCACACCCACCUCAGAGCAGCAUUGGGUGCCUGCCGACAAUAACACAGAUCCCGAAGAGACAGUUGCGUGUUUUGAUCUGCUGCUCCCCUACGGAUACUGUGAAGUGGUCGGAGGAAGUCUCAGAGAGCACCGCCUAGAGGAUCUCAUUCGGAACAUGCGCUCGAAGGGCCUUUUGAAGAGCGUCGAUCCAACAAAUGGCACCGAAUAUCCAUUCCUCGAGCCUGGAGAGUCCCUCGGUACAUUGAGAUGGUAUGCUGAUCUCAGACGGUUCGGCAGCAAUCCUCACGGUGGCUAUGGUUUGGGAUUCGACAGGCUGUUAGCAUAUUUGACAGGUGUGGCCAAUGUGCGCGACGUUGUUGGGUUUCCCAGAACAUGGGGUCGCGCAGAUUGUUAAACGACUUGUGGGCCCAAUUGAGGAUGUCACCUUGUUCCCCCGGCUGAAGAAGUCAUGAUUUCAGAAUUUUGUAUGAAUACAACACAUUUUUCACCUCCUCGACUUGUCCAUGCUAUGGACUUCAAGG